AUGGUUGGUUCCAGCGGUGUUGGCAAGACCGAAUCGGCGCUGGCACUUGCCGAUGUUCUUUAUGGCGGAGAACACAAUGUCACGACCAUUAACAUGUCGGAAUUCAAGGAAGAACACAAAGUCUCGAUGCUACUGGGUUCACCACCCGGUUACGUCGGUUACGGUGAAGGUGGCGUUUUAACCGAAGCCGUUCGGCGCAAACCUUAUAGUAUCGUCCUACUCGAUGAAAUGGAGAAAGCCCAUCCCGGCGUGCAGGAUAUUUUCUACAACCUGUUCGACAAGGGUACGAUUAAGGAUGGCGAAGGCCGUGAUAUCGAUUUCCGCAAUACCAUAAUCAUCAUGACUUCAAACGCUGGUGAGGAACAUAUACGCGCCAUCUGCGCUCAAUCUGAAGAACGGCCAGAUCCAGAGGUAUUACUCGACAACUUCAGGCCACAAUUAUUGAAUUACUUCAAACCGGCUUUUCUCGGGCGUGCGACGCUAAUUCCCUAUUAUCCAUUGGGUGACGAAGACUUACUGGCAAUUUCUAAAAUCAAUAUGAAUCGCAUCGAAAAACGAGUGCACGAACACUACGGCGCAGCGUUCAGUUACAGCGACGAUGUCAUGUUACACAUCGUCGCACGCAGUCAGGAGGUUGAUACCGGUGCCAGGAAUAUAGAAAACAUUCUCACCCGAACCAUGUUGCCGGAGCUGGCCAUGGAAUGUCUGUCGAGACUAGCCAAAAACGAAGCCAUCGAAAAAAUCCAUGUGGGUGUCGAUGACGACGGCAAAUUUGUCUACAGCAUUUUCUAA
Priapulus caudatus is the source of this 792-nucleotide messenger RNA. RefSeq names its product protein ClpV1-like. Gene Ontology annotation, cellular component: cytoplasm. The transcript has a single exon. The record is from RefSeq and is a predicted model, not a curated record. Lineage: Eukaryota; Metazoa; Priapulida; Priapulimorpha; Priapulimorphida; Priapulidae. Gene Ontology annotation, biological process: cellular response to heat. Gene Ontology annotation, molecular function: ATP hydrolysis activity; ATP binding. Bases 1 to 792 code for a protein of 263 amino acids.